AUAAACAUAUCUCUGAUGAAUCUUGUUCUUUUUCUUCCAGAGGAAUAUGGUUCUGUCUCCUCCACACCUGAUUCAACAUCUCCCUGCACUGAAGGUGGGAAUGACGAAUCUGAGCUGUACGACCUGCAGACGGCCAGGGAGUGGUCUGACGAAGAAGAUGGGGGUCCGGAGGAUGAUGAUGGUGGAGCUUCAUCCCCCUCCAUUUGGGGGACCCCGAGACAGAACUCCUUCGAGCCCACCUUCUCCUACAUCGCCAUCGCCGAGGCAGAGGCAGGCGGAUCCUCACGACAUCAUCGUGACUCAUCGUCAGGGAGCCGGCGGAGGAGCGGGGCCAGGGGAGGCCGCACCUCCCUGAGCCGCACGGACACCGUGGAAAUGCUCCUCCCUCUGGACUCCCCCGACGUGGAGUGGGACCCCCACGCCUUCCUCGCCCGAGAGGAGGAGGAGGAGGAGAGGGAACAGGAGGAAAGGGAAAGGGAGGUCCACAGACAGACUGAGACGGUCUAUGCAUCUCUCCUAGAUACUGAGAUUGAACCUCAGGAGAGGGACACAGAGACCCAGAGAGGGGAGACAGAGCCCCUGGAGCCCCGGCACUACAGUCCCUCAGACAGCCACCAGGCGGCAUCCCCGCCCCCUGAGCCUGAGUCCCUCGUAACCAUGGAAACCACCGUCACACUGCUCACAGCUGUGCGACCAAGAGGCGGCCUCACCGAUGACGUGCCAUCCACUUCCUCCACCUCCAUUGGUCGAAACACUCAGGAAGAGCUGGUCAGCGAACAGUGGUUUUCAGCGUUCAACCUAUCAGGCCCCGCGAUAUGCAUCCACGUAGCAGUGAUGGAUCUGAUCUACUGGAAGGACACAGAGCGUACAGGCAUGGUAUUCACAGGGCUGGUGGUUGGCCUGCUGUCCUUGUUCCAGCUCAGCAUCAUCACAGUCGUCUCCACCAUCUCCCUGGGCGUCAUGUGCUUCACCGUCUCAGUCAGCAUCUACUAUAAAAUCCUGCAAGUGCUCAACAUGGGAGACGGAGUGCACCCUUUCAAGGCGUAUCUGGAUCUGGAAAUGAGUUUCAGUGGGGAGCUGGCGGACCAAUACACGCAGAAGGCCAUCGUUACAGUCAUCUCUGCUGCUAACUCACUCAAGAAUCUCUUCCUGGUUGGAAACCUCUUUGACUCUCUCAAGCUCCUGGCUCUGAUGUACCUGGUGACUUUCCUGGGAGACCUGUGUAACGGCCUUACAGUGCUCAUCAUUGCUGUGAUCACUCUCUUCUCUCUACCGUUGUUCUACAGACAGCACCAGGCAAAAGUGGACAGCUUCUUUGCAGGAAUUCAGGCAAAGGUUGACAACGUCAAGGACAUUCUCCACAGAAUUGCCCAAGGUGGUGGCCCCGCCCCUGACCCAACCCCUGGCGGUGCGAAGCCCAAAACGCAAUGAAGAGUCAUGGCGGACAGGACAGGAGGAUGAGGAGCAGAGAAGAGGAGGAGUUACAGGCUGUCACUCAGAUGUCUUACUCAGCAGUCUGCUCAGAGCUCCAGAAGGCGGAGCUUCUGAGAUUGGGCAGGUUAUGUGGGGAGUCGAAGCAUGGGGGUUGGGACAUGAUGAUACUGUAUGGUGGGAUAGGGUAGGUUGCUASUGGGUGAGGAUGAGGAAACGGGAGUGAUAUCUGGACGGGAGUUGUUGCUGUUUUGAAGGAAGAUUUAAGACACAACUCAUGAUUGUUGGUACAGUGUUAAACGACCGACAUGGGUGAUUGUGGCUUGAAUGGUACCGGCAGCUGCAGUCCAGUAAAA
Messenger RNA from Salvelinus sp. IW2-2015, 1787 nucleotides. Its product is annotated as reticulon-2. The record is from RefSeq and is a predicted model, not a curated record. NCBI's taxonomy places the organism in Eukaryota, Metazoa, Chordata, Actinopteri, Salmoniformes, Salmonidae. Gene Ontology annotation, cellular component: endoplasmic reticulum membrane.